AUGAAGCUCGCCGGUGCUCUCGCCCUCCUUGCUAUCGCAGGUCACGUUACGUCAGCCCCUAUCCCCGAAUCGGACGGUGUGGCUCUCCAGCAGCGGCAGGCAGCCGACGUGGUGCUCAUCGAACGCGACGGUGCUGCCGACGACCAGCGCGUUGUCGACAAUAACCUAAACGACUUUGAGGACGAGGAUGGCCAGAUUGAAGGCGCCAACUACGGCGACGUUACCAAUUUUGUCCGCCAGAUCCUUGAACUCGAGGAUCUUGAUGAUACCGAUCAAGACAUCGCUUCGAGGUCCCUUGACACGGGCGAAGGGGAAGCCGGCAGCUGGGUCAACGAGGCCCUCGCCAUCAUCGCUCGAGACGCUGAUGACCUUAAUGUUGAGGUCAUUCGCUCGAGUGAGGACAAGAACGAGGCGCGUUCGAAAGUCAAAGGAGCGUUCAAGAAUUUUGGGCAUGGAAUCAAAGGAGGGUUCAAGAAGGUUGGGAGUGGCUUCAAGAGGGAUGGGGGUGGCGUCAAGGCUGGCGUCAAGGCCGGCUUUAAGUCUGGCGUCACGUCUGGCGUCAAGGCUGGCGUCAAGGCUGGCGUCAAGGCUGGCGUCAAGGCUGGCGUCAAGUCCAACGCGCGCAAGUUCGAUUCGAGGAGUCUGGUGCGUAUCGACAAGCCCGAGAUCCGUGGCCUGUCCGAGGUCAUGCAUGCCCUAGGCCCCGGAGGCUCGACCUAA
This is a messenger RNA of Vanrija pseudolonga, 720 nucleotides long. RefSeq lists its product as uncharacterized. The record is from RefSeq and is a predicted model, not a curated record. The transcript has a single exon. The coding region runs from base 1 to 720 and encodes 239 amino acids. NCBI's taxonomy places the organism in Eukaryota, Fungi, Basidiomycota, Tremellomycetes, Trichosporonales, Trichosporonaceae.